CGCAAGCAACAGACCAAAAUAAAAACAACGAGGUCUUGUGCAAAAUAACAACGAUGGCGUUUGAAAUACCCCCGUGGGAUAAGGGCGCUCAAGUAAUUAAAUUUAAACCUGUGCAAACGCCAAGCAAUGGAACGGCCAUUAAAUCGGUGUCCAAAAAACUCAAGAAGAAGAAACCCAAAACUAAGAAAAAACAAACUAAGCAAACUACGAAUGAAAGUAGCUCUACUUUUCGCAUGGGCAGAGGACCAUUGGCACCACCUGCCAAUUCCGAUUCCUCAGACGACGAUGCGGACGAGGGCAUUCGAGCCAUGCAUAAGGUAAGAAUCGGCCGCAUAGAAAAACAAAAAGCAACGCCAGCUGGAAAAAAUGCAAAGGAAAACAAGAAGCAGUUGAAUUUAAAACCGGCACUUGUGCAAGCUGCAGUGGAAGCCAUGGAGGCUACCCCAACGCCGACGCCACAGCCAGCCUCGUUGGCCAACAAAUUUCAAACCGAGCUGAUGGGCGGACGUUUCCGUUAUAUCAACGAGCAGCUGUACACAAUGGAUAGCAAAAAAGCAGAAUCCCUUUUCCGCUCCGAUGUUGAUGCCUUUGCGGCUUACCAUGCCGGCUAUCGGCAGCAGGUUGAAAAAUGGCCCGCAAAUCCGCUGACACGUAUCAUCAAGAUGGUUAAGCGGCUGCCCAAGACGGCAGUCAUCGGAGAUUUCGGCUGCGGCGAGGGCAAACUUGCAGAAUCUGUGCCCAACAAGGUGUACUCAAUGGAUUUAGUUUCAUCAAAGCCCAAUAUAAUUGCCUGCAAUAUAACCAACACACACCUGGAAGCGCAAUCUCUAGACGUAGCUGUGUACUGCCUGUCCCUGAUGGGCACCAACCUGAAUGAUUACCUGCUGGAGGCAAACCGCGUGCUCAAGCUGCAUGGCAAUGUGUACAUUGCAGAGAUUCAGUCACGCUUUGAGGAUGUGCGUGAGUUUGUACGUAGUAUGACUGCCCUCGGCUUUGAUCUGGUCAAGAAGGAUGUGGCAAUGAACUAUUUCUACUUUUUCCAUUUUCGCAAAAUGCGCCAUGUGGGCAAGGUGGUCAAGCUAAAGCCCUUCUCGCUAAAACCGUGCCUAUACCGCAAGCGAUAGAAUUACAAAUUACUGUACAUUAAAUAAAAUGUA
Drosophila busckii is the source of this 1157-nucleotide messenger RNA. Its product is annotated as ribosomal RNA-processing protein 8. Lineage: Eukaryota; Metazoa; Arthropoda; Insecta; Diptera; Drosophilidae. Gene Ontology annotation, molecular function: methyltransferase activity. The coding region runs from base 54 to 1124 and encodes 356 amino acids. Gene Ontology annotation, cellular component: chromatin silencing complex; nucleolus; rDNA heterochromatin. The transcript has 2 exons. The record is from RefSeq and is a predicted model, not a curated record. Gene Ontology annotation, biological process: cellular response to glucose starvation; rDNA heterochromatin formation; regulation of transcription by glucose.